AUGAACACCGGAAUCUCGCCCAAACAGGACGACGGCUCCAACUCCAACCUGCUCAACAUCGGCCAGGACCAUUCGCUGCAGUACCAGGCCCUCGACCACAACGACCCGCAGUAUAGAGACGCGUCCCACCAGACCCCUCAUCAGUACUUGAACCAGUUUCAAGCACAACCCCAACAACAACAACAGCAGCAACAUCAGCAGCAGCAGCAGCAUCAACAGCAUCAACAACAACAGGCGCAGUACCAAGCGCAAUAUCAGCAGUCGCCGCAACAACAGCAGAAUGUGUAUUUCCCUGCUCCUCCGCAAUCGCUGAGACAGCCUACUUCGCAGUCACAACAGUCGCAGCAACAACAGCAGCAGCAACAGCAACAGCAACAAUAUGCGGUUUCGAACUCGAACUCGAACUCGAAUUCGAACUCAAACAACAACGUCAAUGUUAACUCAAUGCCUCAGGAUUUCGGCUACAUGCAGCAAAAUGUUUCUGGCCAAAACUACCAAACAAUAAAUCCGCAGCAAUUCUCCGAGUUGUAUAACUCCUUCUUGAGCCAUUUGACCCAGAAGCAAACAAACCCACCUGCCGCAGGCUCGAAUUCCUCUGCCAGCAACAACAACAACAAUAAUAGCAACAACAACCCCAGCAGUGGCAACAACAGCACCAGCAGCAAUCCUGCCCAACUGGCUGCUUCUCAUUUGAACCCGGCCACUGCUGCCGCCGCCGCCAACAACGCCAACAGCGCAGCUUCUUUCUUGACCCAACCUCCCCAAGUGCAGAGAUACUACACGAACAACGUGAACACGCUCUCUAAUCUUUUGGAUCCAGCCUCCGCCUCCGCCCAAGACAACCCCAACUCCGCCGCCCACCUCGGCCUGUUGCCGCCCAACUUGCCACCUCAGCUGUCUCAACACCAACAGCAGCUACAACAACAACAGCUGCAAUUGCAACAACAACAACAGCUGCAGUUGCAACAGCAGCAGCAACUGCAAAUGCAACAGCAACAGCAACAUCAACACCAACUCCAACAGCAGCAGCAGCACCAUCAGCAACAGCAGCAGCACCAUCAGCAGCAGCACCAACAGCAGCAGCAACAACAUCCAGUGGUGAAGAAACUAUCUUCCACCCAGAGCAGAAUCGAAAGAAGAAAACAGUUGAAGAAGCAAGGCCCCAAAAGACCCUCUUCUGCUUACUUCUUGUUCUCAAUGUCUAUAAGAAACGAGUUGCUGCAACAGUUCCCUGAAGCGAAAGUGCCCGAACUGUCCAAGUUGGCCUCAGCCAGAUGGAAGGAACUGACCGAUGACCAAAAGAAACCGUUCUACGAAGAGUUCAGAACCAACUGGGAGAAGUACAGGGUCGUCAGAGACGAGUACGAAAAGACUCUACCACCAAAGAGACCCUCCGGUCCUUUCAUUCAAUUCACCCAGGAAAUCAGACCCAAAGUCGUCAAGGAAAACCCGGACAAGGGUCUGAUCGAAAUCACCAAGAUAAUCGGUGAAAAAUGGCGCGAACUGGAUCCUGCCAAGAAGGCCGAAUACACGGAAACCUACAAGAAAAGAUUAAAGGAAUGGGAAAGUUGUUAUCCCGACGAAAACGACCCGAGCGGCAACACAACCCCUCACCCACUAAAGACCAUGAACAUGAAUUUGAAUAUGGACACUAAAAUAAUGGAAAACCAUGACAGCAUCGUUAACGACCCCGUCGCGGGCAGCAAUGGCAACACCACCGGCUCAAACACCCCCGUGUCAUCGUCGAUGUCAUUGCAACAGCAGCCACUCCAACAGCAACAACAGCAACACAUGCUCUUGGCUGACCCCACUGCAAAUGGUUCGAUCAUAAAAAAUGAAUAA
Messenger RNA from Saccharomyces eubayanus, 1842 nucleotides. It is a transcript of the gene IXR1, whose product is annotated as DNA-binding transcription repressor IXR1. The record is from RefSeq and is a predicted model, not a curated record. The transcript has a single exon. The coding region runs from base 1 to 1842 and encodes 613 amino acids. Lineage: Eukaryota; Fungi; Ascomycota; Saccharomycetes; Saccharomycetales; Saccharomycetaceae.